This is a messenger RNA of Kickxella alabastrina, 2628 nucleotides long. RefSeq names its product helicase C-terminal domain-containing protein. The annotation marks the transcript as partial. NCBI's taxonomy places the organism in Eukaryota, Fungi, Kickxellomycota, Kickxellomycetes, Kickxellales, Kickxellaceae. Gene Ontology annotation, biological process: nucleobase-containing compound metabolic process; establishment of sister chromatid cohesion. Gene Ontology annotation, molecular function: DNA helicase activity; ATP binding; DNA binding. Gene Ontology annotation, cellular component: nucleus. The transcript is spliced from 2 exons. The record is from RefSeq and is a predicted model, not a curated record.
GCCGAUGAGUUUUCGUUCCCGAUGACACCUUAUGCCAUCCAGCUUGAUUUUAUGAAGCGACUUUUCGAGACAAUCGAGGAAUCAAAGUUUGGAAUUUUCGAGAGUCCGACGGGCACAGGUAAAUCUCUCAGCAUUAUCUGCGGAGCACUGACCUGGCUCGGUCAUCACAAGGAGCGGCGCAAGUUGGAUAUUCCUGAGCCCACUCUGGGUGGCGGAGAUUGUCCCGAUUGGGUGGCCGAGUUUGAACGCAAGCAGAGGAUUGAGCAGAGCAAUGCCGAGGUGGCAGAUGGCGAUUUGGCGCAGACAAGGUACAAGGCGUGGGUUGCGAGUACGCGCCGAAAGGAGGCUGCAGAGCACCCAGCGAUUGAGCGAAAGCGCAGGGCGACAGCGGACAUUGGGGCAAAUAUGAUCAGCGAGGGUGGCGGCGACAGUGAAGUUGAUGACGAGAUGAUCGUCGACGCAUACUACAGUGAUACUGGUGAGGGCUCAGAUGUUCUUAGGGCUCAUGCGAGCGACGCAGAAGACGGUUCUGUGCAGUACUCUGCGGAAGUGCGCAAACUGUUAGCAAAGCGGGCAGCAAACAAGCCUUACUAUGACAGUGACAGCGAAAAUGACUCGGAAAGCGACGCCCUGCAAUUGGAGCCGCCAGUGGAACCCAGCGUGGCCAAGAUAUUCUAUGCUUCGCGCACUCACUCCCAGCUGCAGCAGUUUAUAAGCGAGAUUAAGCGCACGAGCUUUGGAAAAUCUUCCAAGAUCAAGUGCGUGACGCUAGGAUCGCGUUGGCAGCUGUGCACCAAUGACCGGGUGCGCUCGGAUUGCCACUCCGUACAUGGUCUCAAUGAGCGGUGCUUGGAGAUGCAGCAGCAGGGCUCUAAAAAAACGCGGUGUGCUUUUUUGCCAGCACAGCGCACGCCCAUGUUCGAUUACAAGGAAAGUAUCGGGACAAAGAUCAUGGAUAUUGAGGAGUUGGCAACUGAGGGUCGGCGGCUAUCCGUGUGCGCAUACUACGGGACCCGCGCUGCAGUCAGUGCUGCACAGGUGGUCGCAUUGCCAUACAACAUGCUUCUGUCGCAGUCGGCCCGCGAGUCUAUGGGUGUGUCUCUGAAGGACAACGUGGUGAUUAUCGACGAAGCACAUAAUCUUGUGGAUACCAUCCUGUCGAUCCAUUCAGUGACAUUGGACCGCCGGACUGUGGGCGCACUAACGGAGAUGCUGCAGAUGUACUUUACAAAGUACUGGCGCCGGCUAAAGGGUAGCAACACGAUCUAUGUGCGCCAGACGCUGGCGUUACUCAAGGCGCUGAGAAAGUUUAUGGAUGCAUCGGCGACAGAAGCUCUGGGAAAAGAGUCGACUGGUGUGCUGUCUGUGAACGAGUUUUUGCAGCGUGCCCACGCUGACCAUAUUAACGUGUACAAGAUUGACAGAUACUUGCGCGAGAGCAAGAUUGGUCGCAAGCUCAACAUGUUCGCUGACCAUUGCAGGCAGCAGACACACAUGGAAGAUGGCGCCGGUGGUCGGGGCGCAAAGCGAGGGGCAGGCAAUAAUGCACCGGUGGCGUCUGUCGGUCCUGCGCCGGCUACGGCAGUGGCAGCCUUUGAGUCGUUUAUGGGGUGCAUUGGGAACCCGGACCGCAAGGGUGCGCGGCUUGUGGUGCGUGCUAGUGCGGCUAGUGGAUCCGAGAAGGAUGCUGUAGUUGAGCUGAAAUACCUGCUUCUCGACCCGUCUGAGGCGUUUGGCAGUAUCUGCAGCGAGGCGCGCGCAGUCAUUUUGGCGGGCGGUACAAUGAAGCCUGCCAACGACGUUGUCGAGCAACUGCUGCCACUGCAAGCCGGCCACUUAACAGACCAAUGUGCGGGUAAAGCAGGUAAUGCCGUUGCUGUUGCAAAGCUGGAUUCAAAGAAUGCACAGCUGUUUGCAUGGAAUCACGUUGUUGAUUCCUCGCAUGUGUGUGCUGUGGUGGUGGGCAGCGGGCCCACGGGGCAGCCAUUGCGAUUUGCGUUCCAGGACCAAAGCGAUCCGGCAAAAAUUCGCGAGGCCGGGCAGGCACUCGCUUCCAUAUGCAACAUUAUCCCAGGCGGCAUUGUGGUAUUUUUCCCCUCGUACUCGCUGCUUGGCCGGAUGCUCGCUGAGUGGCGGUCUGCUGGCAUAGUGCAGCGCAUUGAGCGGCGGAAACCCUUGUUUGCCGAAUCAAAUGCGCCUGGUGGCGAUGGUGAUCCGCAGGUGAAUAUUUUGGAAAAAUACACCGAGCAAGUGCACAGGCCUGGGUCUAAUGGAGCGGUUCUUCUGAGCGUUGUUGGCGGCCGGUUGAGUGAAGGAAUCAAUUUUAGCGACAAUCUGGGACGUGCUGUGAUUAUGAUUGGAGUGCCAUUUCCUAGCUUGGCGUCUCCGGAGUUGGCCGAACGCCUGGCAUACUAUGAGUUUCUGGGAAGCAAUAGUAAACCGGUAGAGCCCUUAAGGGAUUCCUCAAUGGGGCCGAGGGCGCGUGAACUGUAUGAGUCCCUGUGCAUGCGAGCGGUUAACCAGUCAAUUGGGCGAGCCAUCCGUCAUCGUCACGACUAUGCUGCCAUUGUGUUUCUGGAUGCCCGAUAUGCCGAUGCACGAAUUGCUAGUAAGCUACCGGCCUGGAUA